Notolabrus celidotus (New Zealand spotty) is the source of this 6804-nucleotide messenger RNA. It is a transcript of the gene lgr4, whose product is annotated as leucine-rich repeat containing G protein-coupled receptor 4. Gene Ontology annotation, biological process: G protein-coupled receptor signaling pathway. Gene Ontology annotation, cellular component: membrane. NCBI's taxonomy places the organism in Eukaryota, Metazoa, Chordata, Actinopteri, Labriformes, Labridae. The record is from RefSeq and is a predicted model, not a curated record. Gene Ontology annotation, molecular function: protein binding; G protein-coupled receptor activity. The transcript is spliced from 18 exons. Bases 659 to 3589 code for a protein of 976 amino acids.
UGGUGGUGCAGGUUUCAGUGUUGCACUGUAGGCCGGGCCCAGUGCCGCAGGUUGUCCGGUAGGGUGCCUGCCGAGCUACAAGCAGCAUGCUGUUGAUGUCAGGAGCAGAAAGAGAGAGAGAGAGAGGGAGAGAGAGAGAGAGGAGGGGAACGUGAGGAAUGGCUGAAAACUGACGGUGAUAUCCUGUUAUAGGAAACAAAUCAGACCUGAAGACCUCACCGUGUCUGAAUCUGUGUCGUAUCCACACACAUGGACUGCUCGGUGUUGUGCGUGUGGUUGUUUAAUGGGAAAACGCAAAAAAAACGCAAGGUAGGCUUCUGCUCCUGUCGCCACCAGACCUGCUACUUUAUUUUCAUGAACUAAUACGACACACAGGAGUGUUGAGAAAUGUUCCCCAGUGAGGUAAAUCUCUCUUUUUGGGGGGUAUUGUUUGUUUUUUAACAUUAGGGGAGCAUUAGCAGUGAUAUUUCUGUGUCUGUGCGCGGAUGAAUGUUACAUUUUGUUACGAAAAAGCAACCGUCGGGCUUCAUCUCUCUUCAUGCCUCAACCGACAAAACCACAUGAGAAGAAGACGACGUCCGGAAUCGGUCUAACCACAGAAUAAGGCCCCCCCCUGCCUCGACUUUAUCGCUCUCAUCUGAACCGAGGAGUGGGGAAAAUGCGUGUGGACUUGUUCUGGAUGUGUUUGUGGUGUUUCCUUCGCCCCGGUGCCGCCGGUCAGGGGCAGUCGACGGCUGUUUGUUCCCCCUCAUGCAGCUGUGAUGAAGAUGGGGGUGCAGACUGCUCCGGGAGAGGGCUGACCACCGUCCCAACCGGGCUCAGUGCUUUCACCUACUACCUUGACCUGAGCAUGAACAACAUCACCGAGCUUCCAGCCAAUGUCUUCAAGAACUUCCCCUAUCUGGAGGAACUACGACUCGCAGGUAAUGACCUGUCAUUCAUCCACCCUGAAGCCCUGUCUGGACUGCAUCAGCUCAAAGUCCUGAUGCUGCAGAAUAAUCAGCUGAAGACCGUGCCGAGUGAGGCCCUGAAAAACCUUCACUCUCUCCAGUCUCUGCGCCUGGAUGCGAACCACAUAACCACAGUAGCAGACGACAGUUUCGAGGGCCUGCAGCAGCUGCGCCACCUCUGGUUAGACGACAACAACCUGACCGAGGUCCCGGUCAGUUCUCUGAGGCACCAGGCAAACCUUCAGGCUCUUACGUUGGCGCUCAACCGCAUCUCGUACAUACCAGACAACUCCUUUGCAAACCUCACCAGUCUAGUUGUGCUGCAUCUCCAUAACAACAGAAUUAAGGAGAUAGGAGACAACUGCUUUGCCGGUCUUGUAAACCUGGAGACCCUAGAUCUUAACUUCAACAACCUGAUGGUUUUUCCCAAAGCAAUUCAGGCCCUGCCCAAACUCAAGGAACUUGGCUUUCACAGCAACGACAUUGCUUCAAUACCAGAAGGAGCCUUCCAAAACAACCCCCUGCUGAAAACCAUACAUCUCUACGACAACCCUCUGUCCUUCGUGGGAGCCUCAGCUUUCCAGAAUCUGUCCGACCUGCACUCCCUGAUGCUGCGAGGGGCCAGCAUGAUGCAGGACUUCCCCAUCCUCACGUUGACUAAUAACCUGGAGAGCCUGACCCUGUCAGGAACAAAGAUAUCGUCCAUCCCUGCUGAUCUCUGUGAGGAUCUCAAGUUGCUUCGGACGCUAGACCUAUCCUACAACGAGAUCGAGGAGCUACCUUCCCUCCUGGGCUGUGCACGACUGCAGGAGAUAAGCUUUCAGCACAACCGCAUUCAACAGAUUGACAGGGACACUUUCCAAGGCCUGUCUGCUCUCCGUUUACUAGACCUGAGCAGGAAUGAAAUCAGAGUUAUCCACAGAGACGCUUUCCUCACCCUCAGCGCGCUCACCAACCUAGACCUGAGUAUGAACUCUCUGACUAUGAUUCCAACCGCUGGACUAAGUGCGCUCAGUCAGUUGAAACUCUCAGGAAACCCGCAGAUGAAAAAUGUGCUGACGGGAAGAAACCUGCCAAAACUCAGGUCCAUCUCGGUCCCUUACGCCUACCAAUGCUGCGCUUUCGUUGGAUGUGACUCGAUGAUGAGCUCCUCCGAGGACACUGAUGUGAAGAAAUCCACAGGGGAGGAUGUUGAAAGAAUCUCAAUGAUCAUGCAUUGCUCCCCUUCACCAGGGGCCUUCAAGCCGUGUGAACAUCUACUGGGGAACUGGAUGAUCCGUCUGACGGUCUGGUUCAUCUGCCUGGUGUCUCUGGUCUUCAACAGCCUGGUGCUGGUGGUCACCUUCUCCCCCUCUCAUCAGGCUGCAGGCCACUCCCACUCCUACAGCCCGCCUCUCUCUCCGGCCCGGCUGCUGAUGGGUCUGCUGGCUCUGGCUAACCUGCUCACAGGCAUGUAUGUUGGCGUGCUGACCGUGCUGGAUGUUGCUACCUGGGGCUCUUUUGCAGAGUUUGGCGUGUGGUGGGAGAUGGGACCCGGCUGUCGGAUCACGGGAGCAUUGGCCGUCUUCUCUUCAGAGUGGGCGGUUUUACUGUUGUCGCUGGCUGCAGUGGAGCGCAGCGUGGCUGUGCGGACGAUACUCAGGAAAGUGAUGUCACCCAGGAGGAGCGGUGGCAGCCAACGCGGAUGCUGGAGAGGAGACCGGCGCUUCAGUCUGGCCGCGGGAGUGCUCGGGCUGCUGGCUGCUGCUGGAGCCUGCCUGGCUCUCCUGACCUCCAGCGACCAGUCCACUUCUCCUCUCUGUCUGCCGCUGGCUGGGGGUGAGAGUCCGGCCCUGAGCGUCACAGUUGCUCUUGUGCUGCUCAAUGCGUUGGCUUACCUGUUCACUGCAGCCGUGUACACGCAGCUCUACUGCUACCUGGGCAGGAUGGAGCUGGUAGACCCAGAGCAGACGGGCGCCCUGCGACAUGUGGCCUGGCUCAUCUUCACUAACUGCAUCUUCUUCUGCCCGGUGGCAGCUUUCUCCUUUGCUCCUCUUCUGACUGGUUACACAGCAGGGGGUCCAGAGAUCGCCAAGUCCGUCACCCUCAUAUUCUUUCCGCUGCCUGCGUGCCUGAAUCCGGUGCUGUACGUGUUCUUCAGCCCCGCCUUCAGGGAGGACUGGUUGAGACUACGUGGACGUGGAGGGUUGAGCAGGGAGGUGAAGGCUGGUGCUGAAAGUCACAGAGAUGACGGCAGUGGAGGAUCAGAGCUCACAGACGGAGGCUCCUCCACACACCUGGGCUUUGACUGCGGGAUGUAUACACAGCUUUGUGGAGAAACAGUUGUAUGCGAGCAGUGCGAAGCAGCGCUGCGUGCCAAGACCUGCUCGUCCCCCUCGUCCUCUCCGGUCUGUAGACACUUGGUGAAGUCUCACAGCUGUCCCACCCUCCUGGCCGGAGCCGCUCUGUGCCAGCGCACUGAGGGGUUUUGGGCAGACAGCGGUACGCCCUCGGCUCAGUCCGAGUACGCAGACGAAGGAGACUCGUUUGUGUCGGACAGCUCAGACCAGGUCCAGGCCUGUGGCAGGGCCUGCUUCUGUCAGAGCAGAGGACUCCCUCUGGUACACUACUCAUACAACAUACCUCGAGUCAAAGACUAAGGACGCGGCAGAGCGCCACAUGUGAAUCUUGAUGCUACAAGAAUAUCAAACACUUUUAUACAGACUGGGCGAAUGUGCCGCUCACCCCGCUCAGACGUUCAGAGAGCACUUAUGUUUGUAUUUGCUGUUCACAGAGAUGCAACACGUCAUUAAAGGGAACUCAGUAUGCUGUUUAAACUUUGAGACGAUUUCCACGUGCUCUGACUCCAAACUGCUCGAUAAAGGAUCCUGCAGAGAGAGAGAGUUUGCCAGCAGUGCCUGCCUUUAGCUUUGGAAAGGAUAUCACAAUGUUGCGAGCCACGAUGUAUGUUUGUGAUUCCUCUGUUUUACCUGAUCUCAUAAGCUUUAAUUUCUAAUUGUUAUACAUUGUUUAAAUGUUUUUAACUUCCCCACAGCAACUGUUGAUUUUAUACUAGUUUCUUUUUCUUUUCUUUUUUUACAUGAUGUAGCACAUGAAAUAAUCAUCCUCGACUGCUCUGUGUGAAUGUAACUUUCAGGUGGAGGAGGGAUACUCUAACAGCAGCAAACUUCUUCUCCUUAUCUCCCGUGUGAGAAUGGUUUGAGUAAAUGUCAGUCUAAUAUAAACACUUCUGUGCUUUAAGACUAAGAAUGUGAUCAAAGUAGCAGAUAUCACUGUUUAGCAGAAGCUAUGCUCGGUGGUGGUGAAAGACUUUAUUUAUUGUUGGAGCUGCAGGAGUGGAGAUGACUUCAGGUGUGUGACAGGAGGCUUUUGAAUGAUGGAUACACAUGAUAACCAAAACAUUGAUACAAACAGCAGCAGCUCUCUGACUGUUGUUCUCUCUAACAUGACGGUACACAUACAGGUUUAACUCCUUGUUCUAUGAAUCUAUUACUUGAUUGAUGACUCCAGUUAUUUUUAAAUCUGGGCCUUAUUUUCUGUGUUUUGAUGUGGAUCAAACUUUACUUCUUAAUGCAGAGCUACACACUCUUACUGUCCUCAGUCCAGACGAAUCAAACACAACAAACAAGUACUUAGUAUUCAAUCCAGUGACACUCAGAUGACCAUAGACUGUGUAAUAAAUGGCCGUUGUAGAUGGGCGUCACCCAUCUGUUUCUGAAGCCCUGUUUAGAAGCCAAUCAUCGGUGGGAGCCAUAUUGGAAAUGCUGAACUCAACCUAACUUCGUCCGAGUGAGUGUGAGGUAAAGAGGCGGGCCUUUAGCCUUUUCGCUAACAGCUACAGGGUGCCCUCCUGUCAAUCAAGUCAGCCAUGCCCUUAUUUGGACAAAACAGGUAGUUUAAUAUCUUCAAAAAUUGAGUACAGAGAAAUGAGCUCCUCAGACCGAAGCCGUUUUUUGAACCAGGCUGUAAACAUGUUUAUUUCUGCUGUAAAGAUCGUCUUCUUUGAAUGUGUGUGUAUGUGGUGUCUGGUGUUUCUGCAGCCAGCCUCAAGUGGACGCUCCAUGAACUGCAGUUUUUAGCACUUCUGCAUUCGCUUUAUAUUUUAAGACUGGAGGUUGCCACUUGUGUUUGACGCAUUGCUGCAUUAGAAACUACUUUUUUUUAGCUUAAACUUGAAAUUUAGACAGCUGUAUAAAUAAAAACAGGCUUUUUAUGAUUUAAAGCUGGGGUUGGUAGUCAGAUUUAGAUACACUUUUUGUUAUACUGGUUAAAAUUAUCUUUAUGUCCCGAUGACAAACAAUACAUAAUGUGUUCUUAAAAAAGAGCAAAAAAAGCCGCUAUCUACAGCCGGAGUAAACCUGGGAAAACACCAACCAAUCCCAGCCAUCAGGAGCCAAAUAAUGAAACUAAUCAAAUCCCGUCCUGCCGUUCUGCCCGCCUCCUGCGCGUACAUUUCAUGUUUGUUUGUGUUUUUAACUUUCAUAAUGUUUUGGUGUUUUCUUACCGCUGAGUGAGACAUGAGUUGACGUAGUGCAAAACACAAACAAUGUGCUGUGGACCGGUUUUGAAUCAGUCACCAUCAUAUGGUCGUGAAUCAGCGGUGCUUGUGUAUGUGAGCAAAGGCGUCGUUUUGGAGGAGCUCCGAGGGGAGGGGGGGAGGGGUUAGACAGAGUCCUGAGGAAAUGCUACAUUCAAAUACAUGCUAGUUUUCCGUGACUACCAACCCUAGCUUUAAUUUGUUAGUACUGUUUUAAGAAAUAAAUCAAAAUGUAGGUUAAUAAGAUAAUUUGCUCUCUUUGGAGGAAGUCCGGUAAAAAUCAUCACAUUUCCGACUCCUAAAUGUGAUGCUAAAGGCAAAAUUAAAACUAUCAGUCUGUGCACAUGUUUGUGUUUGAUUUGUUAUCUUCUGACUAACUAAGCCAAAAGGAGCUAAGCUAACGUCCUGCAGGCUGUCUAUCUAUGUUGAGUGCACAGAAACAGACGCCACAUUUCUUCUCUGUAUUUUUUUCUAUUAGUUAAACAAGCAGCAAACCUCCAAUCCAAUCUGUCUCAAUCAACUCAAGUUUAACUUAUGAGAAGAGUGAUAGCCGAGCUUGUUUCUUUCAGAUUUACAACUUAUCUUUAAACAAAAUGUAGCUUGUGAGCAACAAGUUAAACACACUACUACCGUCCAAGUUAAACACCUGAAUGUAAUCCCUCUCCUCCACUUCUUCCAACAUGACUUGAAUGCAGCACUAGACUGGCAGCCAGCUGAGUCAACAGAAAGUGAACACGCUAUGCCAAAAAAGCAUGAACUGGACCAUUGUAUAGGAAAAGGAGGUAAUUAUUAUUCUGCGGCAGAAUUCAAAGAGGAAAAAGUGGAAGGUGUAUUUUCAGUGAACGGAUUAUUUUUGUUAAGUGUGUGUGCUCGCUGUAACGAGGAGUCGUAAAGACGUAACUGGUCCAAGUUUGACCAGAUAAACAGGCUUAAUGGGACAAAACCAGAAAAUAAGGCCUGAGAAUAAGAGUCGUCUUUCAUUCCCCCGCCUCCUGUGCGUUUCCAACACUGACUGUAUGUUCAGAUCAUUAUUGUAUUUUAAAAAUGACAUGUAUGUAGAUCUGUUUUCACCCUGACAACUGAGCUGUGUGAGAGUGUGUGUGUGUGUGACGGAGGAUUGACUGAUGUUUGGUGUGAUGGAGCAUGACUGUACACAUUAAGGCGGAUACACCCUCGGAGCAUGUAUCCACAAGUGCGUGUCAUGUGAGCGCUCAGGAAUUUAGCCAACGUAGGGAAAAAGUUUUCUGCCACCAACGAGAUGUUCAUGUCUCCUUCUAAUGCAACAUUAAAUUUAAUCCAGAGUUUUUCAUUUUGAAA